UCAACACCCAGACUGACGAUCUGCCGAGAUCAAGAUGCGCUGUGCUGAACGUGUUGCGUUGUCGUGUGGAGUGAUCUUGUGUGCCCUGGUUGAUCCAGGGGGAAGUUUCGUGGCGGGAGGGCAACGACCUGCAGUUGCUGGAAGGGGUCGGCAGUGGGAGAAGCGUCCUCGGUGCGAUGGCGUUUUGGUGCAGUCGAGCAGCAGCAGCAGCAGCAGCAGCAGCUUGGAGACCUCGACCACGUCUGAUGAAUAUGAGCACCAAGCAGCACCUCUUUCUUUUGGUAUCCGAGAAUCCGAGCAGUCCGACGUCCUGGCAGCUUCCUAUUGCUGCUGAGAAAUGGUGGGAUGAUGAUGCGACAAUAGUCUGUGUUUGCUGAUGGCUGUCAGUCUCCGACCUAUAACAUUGCUGUUGCGGUCUCUGUCUGCUUGUGAUCAUAGUGGUGUAAAAACAUUGCUCCUGACUGUACUACCGACGUACUUCUCGUAGCAUAGUCUACUUGUUGUAGUCAAGUUUGCGGACCCGUGGUAAUCACAGCGCUUCCUUCUCCUUGAUGUACUUAUGUUUUGUGACACCUAGUCCCCU
Messenger RNA from Ectocarpus sp. CCAP 1310/34, 583 nucleotides. Lineage: Eukaryota; Phaeophyceae; Ectocarpales; Ectocarpaceae. The record is from the annotation of a GenBank genome assembly.